AUAUCAAUCAAUCGAUAAUAGUUGAUUUGAACAUUGUAAAUGAUUCCAAGUGUGAUGAAGGAUGAAAAAUUGUUUUCACCAAGGUAUUUAAUCAUUGAAAUAAAAAACCGUGUAGAGUCUCAGUAUCCGGGAAGUGACCCCGAAGACCCGACGAUACGUCUGAAUACAUUAAACUCUGUUCUCGUCACUAAAUACGGGACUACGUCGUCUACGUUUCUACGUGCAUUUUUUCAUAUCCAACAUUGACGUGGAAAUGGACCGAACCUUCGUCGACGAAGAGACCGGAGAGAGUAUCAGUCUUCUUCCAGCAUCCGAUUGCGAGAUUCGACGGCUUGUUACUUCGAUAAACAAUGUCGAAACGGGAGAGCCAGAGAUUAAUGUGGUCCGAAUCGAAACCACCAAAAAUCGAAGGAUACGCUUUCAGAUUCCGAAGGAAGUCAAGGAAACAUUGUCAGCUAAGGAUGGUUCCUUGAAAAAGAGUGAGAACCUAAUGGAAUUGGAACCAGUUCCUGUUGGAUCAUCCUUUGGCCAGAUAAAUCCAGUUUGUUUAUUCUUCCUCGCUAUUUUAUGUUGCCGCUGGUGUUUGCCUGUGUUGAUGUUUCUCGAGGUGUCGUUACACGUUUGGGCUCACCACAAGAACAAGGCAUUGAAAAAUGCCAACGUUUACUUCCGUUCUCCGUUCCACGCGAUAUCGUCCGAAUUUUGUGCACUUUGCCAGAAUGAAACGUGUAUGAACCGCGUUGGCAAAAUGCAACAGAUACGUAUGCACAAAUUUCUACGACAGUGCAAUUACAUGAAGAGAGUGGUAACAUGAACAACUUAUCGUUAUCGGAAAAGCGUUGCGAUUAUUCAUUGAACUUGUUAAUUGCUUGAAAUACUGAAGAAAAUAUUUCACGGGCCCAGCAUUGUUCCAUGCUGCCUCGAUGAAAACAUAUCGUAUUAAAUAUAUUGUAGUAUUGAGGAAGUAACAAUUACAAGUUACACUCGUGAUUUCUAUUAAUUUAGAUUUUGCCGUUCUAAGUUAAUCGAAUUUACUAACGAAAAAGUGGAAGAGAUCAAGAAUAGCAGUGGUGCAGGAAAAAAGUUUUAUAU
Messenger RNA from Habropoda laboriosa, 1092 nucleotides. RefSeq lists its product as uncharacterized. Bases 254 to 814 code for a protein of 186 amino acids. The record is from RefSeq and is a predicted model, not a curated record. The transcript has 3 exons. NCBI's taxonomy places the organism in Eukaryota, Metazoa, Arthropoda, Insecta, Hymenoptera, Apidae.